Mus caroli (Ryukyu mouse) is the source of this 1803-nucleotide messenger RNA. It is a transcript of the gene Selplg, whose product is annotated as selectin P ligand. Lineage: Eukaryota; Metazoa; Chordata; Mammalia; Rodentia; Muridae. Gene Ontology annotation, biological process: leukocyte tethering or rolling. The record is from RefSeq and is a predicted model, not a curated record. Gene Ontology annotation, cellular component: plasma membrane.
GCGGAUUGGGACCACAAGUGUCUGGCAGUGUGGACUGGGGCCCUGUCACUGAGGCAGAGUCGUUUGCUUCUGGGCCCUGAGGCAGCUGCCCCAUGCUCUGUUGGGCACGGCUUUGGGAGUGGAGCCAGGGCCUCGAACACUCUCAGCCGGCUCUCUAACGGUACCAUGUCCCCAAGCUUCCUUGUGCUGCUGACCAUCUUGGGCCCUGGCAACAGCCUUCUGCUGCAGGACCCCUGGGGGCAUGAAACCAAGAAAGCCCCAGGUCCUGUGUAUCUCCGGGAACGGAGGCAGGUGGUUGGGGAUGACGAUUUUGAGGACCCUGACUAUACGUAUAACACAGAUCCCCCAGAACUGCUGAAAAAUGUGGCCAACACCGUGGCUGCUCACCCCGAGCUGCCAACCACUGUGGUCAUGCUAGAGAGAGAUUCCACGAGCGCUGGAACCUCCAAGAGAGCCACUGAGAAGAUUGCCACCACUGACCCUACUGCCCCAGGUACAGGAGGGACAGCUGUUGGGAUGCUGAGCACAAACUCUGCCACACAGUGGAGUCUAACCUCAGUAGAGACAGUCCAACCAGCAUCCACAGAGGCAGAGACCUCAAAGCCAGCACCCAUGGAGGCAGAGACCUCGCAGCCAGCACCCACGGAGGCAGAGACCUCGCAGCCAGCACCCACCGAGGCAGAGACCUCGCAGCCAGCACCCAUGGAGGCAGAGACCUCAAAGCCAGCACCCAUGGAGGCAGAGACCUCUCAGCCAGCACCCACGGAGGCAGAGACCUCAAAACCGCCCGCACCCACGGAGGCAGAGACCUCAAAACCAGCACCCACGGAGGCAGAGACCACCCAGCUUCCCAGGAUUCAGGCUGUAAAAACUCUGUUUACAACGUCUGCAGCCACCGAAGCCCCUUCCACAGAACCUACCACCAUGGAGACGGCGUCCACAGAGUCUAACAAGUCUACCAUCUUCCUUGGGCCAUCCGUGACUCACUUACCUGACAGUGGCCUGAAGAAAGGGCUGAUUGUGACCCCUGGGAGUUCACCUGCCCCAACCCCGCCAGGGAGUUCAGACCUCAUCCCGGUUAAGCAAUGUCUGCUCAUUAUCCUCAUCUUAGCUUCUCUGGCCACCAUCUUCCUCGUGUGCACAGUGGUGCUGGCCGUCCGUCUGUCCCGUAAGACCCACAUGUACCCAGUGCGCAACUACUCCCCCACGGAGAUGAUCUGCAUCUCGUCCCUGCUACCUGAGGGGGGCGACGGGGCCCCUGUCACAGCCAAUGGGGGCCUGCCCAAGAUCCAGGACCUGAAGACAGAGCCCAGUGGGGACCGGGAUGGGGACGACCUCACCCUGCACAGCUUCCUCCCUUAGACUCCCCUGCCCGCCCACCUAAGCGAGACCCUUGCUAGCUCCACGCUUACCCGCUGGUCACGGAGGUCAUAGAUCUGGGCUUCCUGGGUGAAAUGUAUUCAGGGGAGUCAUUAGAGCACCCACCGCUGUGUGUCUCCCUGCAGGUCACUGGAUACCUGUCGUUGCGUUCUCCAGAAAGACUCAGAUCCCUUAUUCCACUCCCAAAAGCUACUCUAUUGGUUGCCAUGGUAACCCGGUAAGAGAGAAGCUUUGUGGGAGGCCACCAUGUAUGCUUCUCUGACUCCAGUGGUGGGCAGCUCGACUUUCCCAGGUCCCUGGCUUGGAGGGAUGGUCCUUCCUUUGGGCCUGUGUGAACCAACGAGUUUCCGUCCAGUGACAGAAUGACCUUGCGCUGCGGCCUGGCCCAGCACAGUCAUCCAAUAAACAUAUUAUAAUAAACGA